This is a messenger RNA of Xenopus tropicalis (tropical clawed frog), 3019 nucleotides long. RefSeq names its product bifunctional protein GlmU. The record is from RefSeq and is a predicted model, not a curated record. The transcript is spliced from 4 exons. NCBI's taxonomy places the organism in Eukaryota, Metazoa, Chordata, Amphibia, Anura, Pipidae. The coding region runs from base 70 to 576 and encodes 168 amino acids.
UUAAAAGACAACAGCUCAGCAACAAGUGUGUGUCAAGCCAAAGUAAACGCAGACUCCGGCUCUGUAAUCAUGAUUGCCUUCCUAUGUAUUGGAAUGUUAUUGAUUGGAUCUGGAGCUAAUGCAUUUAUUCAGGGAGGCCCGAGCCCACUUUCAGCCUAUGCCCUGCGGCUGGGACCCGGAGAAGAAAUACUCACGUCAUUGUUUAAAUUCGUGCAAGAGAAGAACCUAAAAUCUCCAUUUGUUUUGACUUGUGUGGGCAGUGUCACCAAAGCAACCCUCCGACUAGCUAAUUCCGACGCUCUGAAUACCAAUGAGAUCAUUUAUUUAAAAGAAAAGCUGGAGAUAGUUUCCUUGGUGGGAACACUGAAUGAAGGAGCACACCUGCACAUAUCGCUUGGUGACAAGGAUGGAAAGACCAUUGGUGGCCAUGCCAUAGGAGAUCUGGAGGUCUUCACCACAGCUGAAAUAGUUAUCGGAGAACUCAGCAACCUAGAAUUCACCAGGGAGAUGGAUGAACACACAGGCUUCCCAGAGCUAGUCAUUAGGCCUCGCUCAGAAAAUAUUACAGGCGUCUAGCUUUUAAAUUAUGUGCCAUUUUUGUUCAAGAAACUGAAUGAGAUAUAUUGGUUUCAGAUCAUGCCUUUAGGUUGCUCUUUGCAUUAUUCUAUUGAUUGCUGCCAUUUGAUCACGUACAACAUAAUCAGUCAUGUACAAAACAGACAAAGUAAAUUCAUUUCAGUAAAUUCUUUAAACGGCCAAUUAUUAAUUUGCCCUUUUAGCAUUAUUUGCUUUGAUUUUGUUUUUCUUCGACAUGGUUCCCCAAGGCUGUGCUGCAGGGAUUUUUUUUUUAACAAGACUGAUUGGCCCAUAGAGGCUACAGGACAAUGGCUGCAUCUCAGAGGGCUAAUGAAUGUACUGUUUGCUCAUCUUUACACAGUUACUAUAAGCCACUAAUUGGGAGGGACAGCUCAAACAAGCACAGAGGAGCAGUUGUCAGAUAAGCGUGACAUGGGUCUUAAGAAGCAGUUAAUGCGGCUUCAGUGCCUUGGCCUGCAGCAUACUAUUUACACAUAACAUACUCUAACUUAUUAGCUGGCUGAUGAAAUAAGGGAGGGCAAAGUCAUUCUGGUACUUUAUAAACCAUUGAAUUGCUGAUUCUGAGCUUUAGAAAUUCAGCUUGUGGAACCGUACUCGUUUGAAUGUGACUGAGAUACUGAGCCACCUGAUAAAGCCAGAGGCACUAUAUACAGUUAUUAGAGUGCAGUUGAUAAAAUUACAUAUGGUAGGAUCAAUACUGUCAAAAAGCCCAAGUUCAAUUGCACAAUUUUUGAAACAUUAAUAUGGGUAUCUACCUACAGAACACAGCCAACUGGUUUACCUCAUCUGUCUAUUAUAAUGUGGUUGUUGUUGUUUUAUUUCUGUUUCAUUCUUUUUCUUGUCUGACAUGUACUGUUUUAAAGCCCAUAUAUUUCUGUUUGACACACAAAAAUAAUUGCUUUAAAAGAUUUGAUUUUUCUUAAUUUACUCCAUUGAAUGUGUUUUGUACACUUUCUGAGAAUGAGUAUAAUAUAAUAGAAUAUACAGUAUAUUGCAAAUGGUGCACAGAGAGCAUCAUUCACUUAAAUAGUCAUGUCUGUGUGCGCCAGAUGCAUUAAUUAAGUCUGUUAAUGGCACCUUGCAACUGAUUUAGUUAUGCUCAGUAUUAGGCUUGAGAAAAGAACAACAUUGUACUUUUUGCAUGUGAAUUGGGUUUAAAUAAUGUGUUUUGAAAAAACACAUAAAGGGUAAGCAUAAUUGAUGCUAAUGUAAAAUCCUGUCAUACCCAUGCAAAAGUGUGUUAAGCAGACCAUACAUGAAAAGACCAUACAUGAAAGAUUCGCUUAUUUAGUGAGGUCGCCAAACGAGCAGAUCUUUCCCCGAUAUGCCCACCUUGAGGCGUGCAUUGGACUGAUCUAUAGGACAAAGCAAUUGGAUCAGAACAAUGGGGAUACAGGCUGUAGGAGUGAGGAAUGCAAAAACAAGCCAAUGCGUAAAGUAACAUGAUAGAGGCCCACUAGCAUAGCAGCAUAGACUAACUUACAGGUGCCAUUGUAUGCAACCACAAUUCAGAAACAAGUUUAGAGCUAAGGGUUAGGAGCAGGGUGUAACUAAGAAAUAGUCCCUUGAUGUUUUGACCUUUACUUAAACCAGAAUCCUUGAAGCAGUGUCACAAAACAAGGAGAUAAAUGGGCUUUUCAUUUUGCUAUCACGCACCUUACACUUCUCGUUUUAAUCAGCUAAUCUACAACUUAUCUUUUUCAUAAAAGCAAAUAGACCUGCAGUACAGUCCUUACAGUAGUGGUUCCCAGUGUCCCUCCUGGCAGAGUGUGGGGCAGUAGUGGGAAGGUAUGGGGGGCAUAGUUUGAAGACCAGUAAGGGUGGGAUUUGGGAGCAGUAGUCAUUUGCUCUCCUAGAUGCAAAUAAAAGCCCAGUUUGAUGUCAGUUCGGGUGAGAUAUGGAGUGCAUAUUCAUUUCCCGACCUACAUACUCUUGUAUGUAAUAUACCCAUAUAUUGUUCUAAUAUACCCAUAUUUUCCACCUAGCCAUAUCAUCAAAGUGGAAGAGCCCUGACCCACCCACUUUACCUGAAAUUAUUUAUAAAGUUGAUGCCAACAGAACUUUUGAAUCAGCCAUUGCAACUAUCCAAAAUGCAACAAAUCACUAUCUUAAUAUUUGGUCUCCAUGGUUACUGCAAGGCCUAGUCUCUAUGCCACCGUAAUACGCUUACUAUUAUGCAAACAUUGACCUGCUGUGAACAUAUCUAAUUAUUCCUCUCCUGUUAUUUAACUCACUUGCAUCCAGAUUAUUGUUCUGAAUAUUUUUUUUUUUAUCUAGCUGAUGGCUACACAGUAAAGAACAGAAUGCGGAUCAAUGCUACAUUUUAUGCAAUUUUAUGAAACAAUGACAUAUAAUGUGAACUGUUCUUAUAUGAUUUAUCGCGUUUGCAAAUUUUAAUAAAAGAUAAGUUACAAAAAAAAAA